Macadamia integrifolia is the source of this 1661-nucleotide messenger RNA. RefSeq names its product patellin-4-like. Gene Ontology annotation, molecular function: lipid binding. Bases 326 to 1606 code for a protein of 426 amino acids. The record is from RefSeq and is a predicted model, not a curated record. The transcript has 4 exons. Lineage: Eukaryota; Viridiplantae; Streptophyta; Magnoliopsida; Proteales; Proteaceae.
GUUUCUUGGCGCCAGGCAAUGGACGGUUGUGAUUUUAAUCUCUACAAUCUUACAGUUAAGAAUUACAGCUGCCUCUGCGUCCAUUUUAAGAGGAGACUAUAAGGAGAGCAAAGAAACCUUUCUCCGUAGAAGGAGGAGAGAAACAAGAGAGAGAAAGCGAAAAGAAAGAAAAAGGCCCCCAAUAAACCCAAGAAGUAUUCCAACAACGGAGACCGUUCCCCUGUCUCUAAACUCUUGAGUCUCGACCACCUCUGACGUUCAGUUUUCCGGCCUGUCCUUGGACUGCCGGAAUUCUGCUCGGAGUUCUGGUUCGAGUUCGAAGACUAUGGCGAUGGUGGGUUAUGACAUUCGUGACUCCUCCAUUGAAUACGAAGAAGAAGAAGAAGAAGAAGAAGAAGAAGAAGAAGAAGAAGAAGUGGGUACAGAGCUGAAACCCCAUAAGAAGAAAGCAAUGCUGGAAUUUAGAUGCAAAUUGCAAGAUGCUAUCAUGGAUAAUAAUCUCUUUCCUCGUUCUAAGAAUGACCAGGAAUUGGAAAUCAGGAGUAUCCUGGACAUCUCUCUUUGGGGAGUCCCUUUGUUACCCAGUGAAGGCCAUGAGGGUACCGAUAUAAUCCUCUUGAAGUUCUUAAGAGCCAAAGAUUUCAAGGUCUCUGAAGCAUUUGAGAUGCUUCGGAAGACUUUGAUAUGGCGGAAGGAGUUCACAGUUGAUGGGAUUUUAGAAGAGAAAUUUGAUUCACAUCUUGAAGAAUCACAUAUGUCAUAUUUCUGUGAUACUGAUAGAGAUGGUCGUCCACUGUUGUACAAUUACUUUGGUGUUCUUAAAGAUAAGGAAUUGAGCAAGAAGAUAUUUGGGGCAGAGGCUAGAAUCGAAGAAUUUAUGAGGUGGAGGAUCCAAUUGAUGGAGAGGGCUGUACAACAGUUGAGAUUUAAGCCUGGUGGGGUUGAUUCAAUUAUUAAUAUUGUAGACAUGAAGGGCUCACCGGGGACGACGAAGGAGCUUCGUAUGGUAUGCAACAAACUACUUUGGAUGCUUCAAGACUAUUACCCAGAGAUUGUUCGAAGAUAUGUAUUUGUAAAUGUCCCUCUUUGGUUUUAUGCAUACCAUACUCUUUUCUGCAAGAUCUUAGAUCCAAGGAAUAGAAAAAAGUUCAUCUUUGCCCGGAAAACCAGAGUAGCAAAGACCCUUACCAAAUCUACAGCCCCUGAACACAUUCCAGUUCAAUAUGGUGGCCUUAGAAGGGAAAAUGAUGAUGAGUUCUCGCCGGAGAAUGAAGUUUUGGAGAUGAUUGUUAAACCAGGUGCAAUAGAAAGCAUCCAAAUUCCAGUUAAUGAGCCAGGAGUGACGGUGGUGUGGGAUGUUACAGUCGUGGGAGGGGAUGUGGCUUACAGAGAGGAAUUUCUUCCUCAUGAUGAAGGUUCUUACAAGAUACUAAUUCAUCAGGACAAGAAAAUGGAAGCCAGUAUUAGAAAUUCAUUUUACAUUAAUGAACCAGGGCUGGUUCUGUUGACAGUUGAUAAUGGAGGCUUCAAGAAGAAGAGAGUUUUCUAUAGAUUUAAAUUGAAACCCACUCUCCCCAUGUAUAUUCUAUUACGUCCCAACAUGUAAUCUUCUUUUUCGUCUUCUUUCAAAUUUUCAGAAUUUUUUUUUUUUUUUACCCUGA